UACUAUUAUCUGUUAAUAAUACUACUAUCCAAUUCAGUCUUUUGUGUCGCUGAGAAACAUGAGUUCCCAUCAAUAUCUGAAAAACUUCGUUCGUUCAAUAUUUUAGACACCAUAUUUUAUUUUAUCCAAUUUUUCAAUAGAUUAUAAAAUUAAUUUCGUAAAAAACUUCACGGCUAUACACGUGUCCCAUGCAUUUUCUCUGCCAAAGCGAGACUUGCUUAUAUAUUAAGCACAGUUAUAAAACCUACCAACGUAAAUUAUUUUUUUUUAAAUAUUGGAACGCAAAUGAGAUUUUUGUGAGCUUACCAAAUAAACCUUAACCUAUGAUAUGUAACACGUCAUCAAGGUUAUCUCGUUUUAUUUGGUCUUCGCCCACUGGGGUACUACCAGAACAUACAAUUUGUGUUAUCUAUUUUCUUGAAAUUAAAUAAUAUUUUUCUAUGAAUAAUAACCAUUGACCCUAGUUUAUUAGAUUGUGUCAGUGGUAUAUAGUUCAGUUCUUUCAGUAGAGUUAUUGCUGUAAGACGCUUCAACUACAAUAGUGUAGUCAGUGUAGUCAGUGUUUGAAAAAUGAUGUUCAUAUUAUUUUUGGGUAUUUUAUGCCCUGUGCUCAGUUAUGGAGGUCAAUUCCAUUGCAGUCAAGACUCUGCCUUGGUUAGCUUUAAGCGCCCGAUCUAUGACUUCUCGGUUGGCAUAUUAGAUCGUGUCUCACAGCAAACUGAUGGCCAUUUCGUUUUUUCUCCUAUAUCGACAUGGCUACAGUUAAUGACGCUUGCCGAAGGUGCAAAAGGGCCUACAGCAGAUGAAUUAUGGAAGGUAGCAAGAUAUCACAGAAUGAAAUGCUUCCGUAGAAAAUAUCGAGAAAUCCUUAAUUUAAUGGAUCUCAAACUAAUGCCAAUGACAAAAAGAUCCAGUACCAUCGUAGUAAAUAAAUUUUUAGAUGUGAAAAAAUCAUUUAGAAAUGAAGUGAUGAAAAGUAAGGAAACAAAAGUGCUUUCGCUAGACUUUGAUGAUCCAGCAGGUUCAGCUACAAAGGUUAACGAUAUUAUUGAAACAAAUAUGGAUGGAGUUAUUAAGGAGGGAUUAUAUCAAGAUGAUUUUAAUUUAACUAUGUUGUUAUUAGCCGACGCAGCGUACUUUAGAAGUGACUGGCAGGCACCAUUCAACCCAGUAUACACGUCAAAGGAAAUAUUCUACUCGGAAGAAAAUGUACCUAUAGGUGAUGUUAAACUGAUGACGCAAAUUGGAUAUUUCAACGUAACUGAUGUCCCAUAUGUGAAUGCUAGGAUCUUGGAACUACCUUUUAGCCCAGAAGGCAGAGUAUCAAUGUUUAUACUACUACCAAAGGUUGGUUCGGUAAAAGAUAUGUAUUACAAGAUGAAAGACAUUCGAUUGAUGACAAUAUACAGUUUAUUGAAACGAACAGGCCCAACAUUGGUGACCGUGAAAUUGCCACGGUUUAAAAUAACGACGAAUUUGGUAAAUAUACCUGAAUUAUUAUAUGAUAUGGGUGUUAAGAGAGUAUUUUACCCGAAUUUGGCUGAUUUAAGCGGGAUAAGUGAUUAUACUAUACAUGCUUCAAUAAUGACUCAAAUAGCUGAUAUAGAAAUAACAGAAAAAGGAGUCAAUGCUAGUUCUAUAGCUGAGUUUCUCAUAACCAAUCCGUACACAAACGAAGAAUUUGUCGCAAAUCGUCCUUUUGCUUAUUUAAUAGUUGAUAAGAAAACUGAUAUUAUUUUAUUCGCUGGUAUGUACAGUAAUCCGUCUAUAUAUUAAACUUGAACAAA
Pieris napi is the source of this 1787-nucleotide messenger RNA. RefSeq names its product serine protease inhibitor 77Ba-like. The record is from RefSeq and is a predicted model, not a curated record. Gene Ontology annotation, molecular function: serine-type endopeptidase inhibitor activity. Lineage: Eukaryota; Metazoa; Arthropoda; Insecta; Lepidoptera; Pieridae. The transcript has a single exon. The coding region runs from base 571 to 1776 and encodes 401 amino acids.